Molecule: messenger RNA, 405 nt
Organism: Opisthorchis viverrini
Lineage: Eukaryota; Metazoa; Platyhelminthes; Trematoda; Opisthorchiida; Opisthorchiidae
Exons: 4
Coding region: 1-405 (134 amino acids)
Source: RefSeq, a predicted model, not a curated record
AUGCAUGGCGGAAAUGCUGAAGACAAUGGUUCCACUUCAGAUCAUACGCUUUACUUGGAUCUGUUUCGACAAAGAGCUUUAAUCAGUCCUCCACUUGUUUUUCAGCGCAAAUUGGUGUACCUGUUUGGAUCCCAGGAUUUUUUCGUACGACUGAAACAUAAGGCCACCUGGUGCAGCACAUUCAGUUGCCUAGAAACAUCACAAACGAGAGAUUCAGCUGGGUUCCAGGGGAGUCUCUUGAAAAACCAAAUUAGUUUGCAAAUGAGUCGACUGAAACAUAAGGCCGCCUGGUGCAGCACAUUCAGUUGCCUAGAAACAUCACAAACGAGAGAUUCAGCUGGGUUCCAGGGGAGUCUCUCGAAAAACCAAAUUAGUUUGCAAAAAGAACACAGUGACGAACAUUAA